GUCCUGAUUGGCUAGCAACUUAGAACUUUCCAAAAGAGGCAAAGACAGAGGAGAACAAAGGAAGGAGGAAGCAACUUGUGGAAUGCUGAGAAAGGUGAAAUAAUUCGAACGUCUCCCUGGUGUUCCUUCUCCCUAACCCAUCUAUUUCAAGGUUAAAGAGUCAUGGACUGGAACCAGGAAAGUUUCAACCAGGAGAAUCAAGUUAAAACUCUGAGAUUAAGAUCAUAAGUGGUUGAGUUACCGGGAGGUCAAAAUCAUAGCACAGCAACAACUCAUCAGUAUCCGGGAUUAACAAAGACAUAGACACAAAUCUUGACGAACACUUCAGCCCUGCCUCCAGAAUGAAAGGGGGAAACCUAGACCUGAAUGGGCUUGACCAUCUCACAGCUGCUCACGUGAUGACCACAUUCAUGGCAGACUCUUUUCUAAGCAACUCAAGUUUGCAGUGAUUCAGGCCUACUUCUGAAGAGACAGCCUUUUAUCUCAAUGAAUGACACAGAAAAACCAGCAGAUACUCCCUCUGAGGAAGAGGACUUUGGUGAUCCAAGGACAUAUGACCCAGAUUUCAAGGGGCCUGUUGCCAACAGGAGUUGUACAGAUGUUCUGUGCUGUAUGAUCUUCCUACUGUGUAUUAUUGGCUACAUUAUUUUAGGACUUGUGGCCUGGGUACAUGGGGACCCCAGAAGAGCAGCCUAUCCUACAGACAGCCAGGGCCACUUUUGUGGCCAGAAGGGCACUCCCAAUGAGAACAAGACCAUUUUGUUUUACUUUAACCUGUUACGCUGUACCAGUCCCUCCGUGUUGCUAAACCUACAGUGCCCUACCACACAGAUCUGUGUCUCCAAGUGCCCAGAAAAAUUUUUAACCUAUGUGGAAAUGCAACUUUUGUACACAAAAGACAAAAGCUACUGGGAAGACUACCGUCAGUUCUGUAAGACCACUGCUACGCCUGUGAAGUCUCUCACACAACUUUUACUGGAUGAUGAUUGUCCAACAGCGAUUUUUCCAAGCAAACCUUUUCUCCAGAGAUGUUUCCCUGACUUCUCUACCAAAAAUGGCACUUUAACAAUAGGAAGUAAGAUGGUGUUUCAAGAUGGAAAUGGAGGGACAAGAAGUGUUGUAGAACUCGGGAUUGCUGCAAAUGGUAUCAAUAAACUUCUUGAUGCAAAGUCACUUGGAUUGAAAGUGUUUGAAGACUAUGCAAGAACUUGGUAUUGGAUUCUCAUUGGCCUGACGAUCGCCAUGGUCCUUAGUUGGAUAUUUUUGAUACUUCUGAGGUUCAUAGCUGGAUGCCUCUUCUGGGUCUUCAUGAUUGGUGUGAUUGGAAUUAUAGGUUAUGGAAUAUGGCACUGUUACCAGCAGUACACCAAUCUUCAGGAACGCCCAAGUUCUGUAUUAACUAUCUAUGACAUCGGGAUUCAGACUAACAUAAGCAUGUACUUUGAACUGCAACAAACAUGGUUCGCAUUUAUGAUAAUACUCUGCAUCAUUGAAGUGAUUGUCAUCCUCAUGCUGAUCUUCCUCAGGAAUCGAAUCCGAGUCGCCAUUAUCCUGCUGAAGGAAGGAAGCAAAGCCAUUGGAUAUGUUCCUAGUACAUUAGUCUAUCCAGCUUUAACUUUCAUUUUGCUCUCAAUCUGCAUUUGCUACUGGGUCGUGACAGCAGUUUUCUUGGCGACAUCGGGGGUACCUGUAUACAAAGUCAUAGCUCCUGGGGGACAUUGUAUACAUGAAAAUCAAACCUGUGACCCAGAGAUUUUUAAUACAACUGAAAUUGCCAAAGCUUGCCCUGGGGCUCUGUGUAACUUUGCUUUCUAUGGUGGAAAGAGCUUGUACCAUCAGUACAUCCCUACCUUCCAUGUAUACAACUUAUUUGUCUUUCUCUGGCUUAUAAACUUCGUCAUUGCAUUGGGUCAGUGCGCCCUUGCUGGUGCAUUCGCUACUUAUUACUGGGCCAUGAAAAAACCUGAUGACAUCCCACGAUAUCCACUUUUUACUGCAUUUGGACGAGCCAUACGAUAUCACACAGGAUCCCUAGCAUUUGGAUCUUUAAUUAUUACAUUAAUUCAAAUGUUUAAAAUUGUACUAGAAUACUUGAACCACCGUCUUAAACGUACCCAGAACACAUUGUCUAAAUUCCUACAAUGCUGCCUGAGAUGCUGCUUCUGGUGUUUGGAAAAUGCAAUAAAGUUUUUAAACAGAAAUGCCUAUAUUAUGAUUGCAAUAUAUGGCAGAAACUUCUGCAGGUCAGCAAAAGAUGCUUUCAAUCUGCUGAUGAGAAAUGUUUUGAAAGUUGCAGUUACAGAUGAAGUUACAUACUUUGUAUUAUUCCUGGGGAAACUUCUAGUUGCUGGAAGUAUAGGUGUUCUGGCCUUCCUAUUCUUCACACAAAGACUGCCAGUGAUUGCACAAGGACCAGCAUCUUUAAAUUACUACUGGGUACCUUUGCUGACGGUCAUUUUUGGGUCUUACCUGAUUGCACAUGGGUUCUUCAGCGUCUAUGCAAUGUGUGUUGAAACAAUUUUCAUCUGCUUCUGUGAAGAUCUGGAAAGAAAUGAUGGAUCUACAGAAAAACCCUACUUCGUAACCCCUAACCUGCACGGAAUUCUGAUCAAGAAGCAACUAGUUCCCCAGAAGCAGAAAGAGUAGAAAAGCUCCAAACAGUGUCACUCACUUUUAAGUAGAAGUUGUGUAAAUUAGGUUGAUUGUAAUUUGGAAAUGUUGCUUUUGAGUAAUGUGAAAUUUCUGUGCUUAAUUGUAAGAAGUCAGCACCUGGUACCACCUGAGGUGUCAGGUAUUUGAUGACGUUAGCUGCUGUCUACUUUAUAGACGGUGGUCCCAGCUAAAGAUCAAAAUGUUAAUGUCAAACGUUUUUUAAAAUCUGUAGCCGAGAGUGUUUUAAUAACUUUUAUAACUCAGCGUGCUGUUUCCAUUGCAGCACUUUAAUAGCCUUUCUUUUUAUAAGUGUAUAUUUGUAAAGGAUAUUCAGGCAAUUUUUGAAAACACUAUAAAUGUGUAAUUAAUUAGCCAUAAAAUAUUGAUUUAUAGUUAACCAGCAUAUGGUACUAAAUUUGUAAAUAUGGUGCUAUGGUUAUAUUUAUACUGUUCAAGCUGGUGGACAACUCUCUAAACUGUGAUUAAACUUGUAUUAAUGGUUCCCUAGGAAGUAUAUUUCAGUGAGUCAUGUCCAUAACAAACAUAGAUGUUAAUGUUAUAUAGGUUCUACGGAGAGCAUUACUGGGUAAAAAAUACUGUGGAACCUUCAGAGCCCAUUCUGUUUUAGUGAAAUCAUGUUUAUAUUGAAGUCGAAUCUGAGUUCUGGAGUGUCAUUUCCAACAACAUGAACCUCUGUCCAUGGUGAAAAUAUUCUGAACAAAACUGAAAUUGUUACAUAACUCAUGCCUUUUGUCUUUAACCCAAAUGUCUUAUUCCCACUAUAUAGAAAAUCAAUAUGAAUUUGUUUCAGAAGAGUGAUUAUAUCUUUUCAUGAGUAUACCUGUAUUUCUAGAUUAAAGAGAUUGUGUGGCUUUGUUCUACAGAAGGUUUGAUUUUGUCUCACCUUUCAGUGAGGAAAGAGAAAAGAAAGACACUUCAGAUUUUACCCUAAGGAAAUAUACUGUUGGCCCUCCAUCAUCUAAUACCUUUAUGAGGGGCAUACUGUGGGUUAGGAACUCUCUCUCUGCAGGGCUUAGGAGGAAAGUUGUUGCCACCUGCCACCGCUGGCUGCCUGAGGUUUCUGAUAGUCAUGUGUAAGUUUUGAAUGGCAGAACAAAGCAUGAAUCAGACACACAUCUUGCCUAGCCAUCCCCUGUGUGCAAAUGUGUAUGAUGUGGUUAACCAUGUAAAAAUGCACCCCAAAAGGAGCAUUGAAUCAAUUUGUAUUUUCUUGGCUUUUACCUUAAACUUGUAUAUAAGGAUUAUUUAUGUAUUGACAGAAAGGAACAUGUUGAUCUGAAUAUCACUCAUAUAUCCAAGAAAAGAGUCAGAAAUGUAUUGUUGUGUUAUAGAUUGAUCUAAAUACGUAUUAAUUAUCUUCAAGUGUAGACACCUAGAUUUAAACUGACUCUGUGGCAGAUUAAUUAAUAGCAAUAAGCCAAUGAAUAGGGAAGAUUUUUAAUAUAUAAUGACUACCAGCUUGUUCUUGGCUUACAUUCUUGAGAUUAUUGUAUUCAAAAGUGUCAGUUGGCUCCACAUUUUGGCAAAGAGCCUUCUGCAUUCUUAUUCUCCUUGAAGCAUAAUGCAGAUAAUGACAACUUAUCUUUCUGGAUUAUUCUUUUAUUAUUCAACAAGACAAAGGCCACAACAAAGGACUAGUAGAAUAGUGGCCUCUACCUGAGAAUUUGUUAUAACUAUAGAUGUUUGUGCUCUGCCCAAGAGAUUCUGAUGAUAUACUGUGAUUUGAUGUGAGCCAUGAUGUGAAUUAUUAUAAAGUUCUCUAGUUGAUUCUGAUACACAUAAAAGUUGAAAAAUUGGCCAUGUGUGGUGUCUCACGCCUGUAAUCCCAGCACUUUGGGAGUCCAAGAUGGACAGAUCACUGGAGCCUAGGAGUUCCAGACCAGUCUAGGCAACAUGGUGAAACCCCAUCUUUAUAAAAAAUAUAAAAGUUAGCCAAGUGUGGUGGCGCACACCUGUAGUCUCAGCUACUUGGGAGGCUGAAAUGUGAGGGUCACUCGAGCCCAAGAGGUCGAGGCUGCAGUGAGCCAUGAUCACACCACUGCACUCCAGCCUGGGUGACAGAGCAAAACCCUGUUUAAAAAAAAAAAGUUGAAAAAAAUCACUUGAAUAAAAUAAAAA
This is a messenger RNA of Pan troglodytes (chimpanzee), 4791 nucleotides long. It is a transcript of the gene SLC44A5, whose product is annotated as solute carrier family 44 member 5. NCBI's taxonomy places the organism in Eukaryota, Metazoa, Chordata, Mammalia, Primates, Hominidae. Gene Ontology annotation, molecular function: transmembrane transporter activity. The transcript has 27 exons. Gene Ontology annotation, cellular component: membrane. The record is from RefSeq and is a predicted model, not a curated record. The coding region runs from base 487 to 2646 and encodes 719 amino acids. Gene Ontology annotation, biological process: transmembrane transport.